UCCAACAGGUCUAAACUAAACUAAACUCCCCCAAAAUGAACGGAAAAGGGAAAACGCAGUAGAGGAGAUAUGAGAGAGCCGAGUUACGAUCUGAGUCGGCUCACCGAGUCUACAUCUGUCCAAAGAGGGAAGGGAGAAGAAAAAAAAAAGAGAGGCUUAUGUAACCGAUAGAAAAGGGAUCUUUAGAUUUUUUUUUCUUUUAUCCCAUAUUUGGAUGGGUGUGUUGAAAUAGCGCAACAAAUGGUGAAGGAUGAGGAGAUUAUUACUCUCUCCCAACUUUACUCCUCUCUCGCCUCUCACCCUAACCCUAGUUCUUCCCCCAAAUCCUACCGUUGGGGUUUACCGUCAUCAUCAUCUUCUCUAUCCUCUCGAUUCGGUCCCUCUGCUCAGCGAUCUAGGAGGUUGCUUUGUGAGAGUGUGUAUGCUCUACAAUGGAAGAUAACGGUGGUGCAGGUGCUUCUCCUUUUGAUGCUUUGAAGAAUAUAGUGAGGAAGAAACGCAGCCUCAUUGCUCGUCGUCCUCGCACUGGUUCGGAUCACUUCAGCAAGAUCUGGAGUGAUGAUAUCCCCGCUUUUGAUACUAACCCUAGAAGGAAAGAGUUUAGUCUUAGCCACUGUAUAUCCAGGGCUGAAUCCCAAAGAGGAAACAGUGAUUCUCUGCAGAGAGAGGUCAUCUCUAGGAACAUACGCUCAACUGAGGGUGAGUGGGGUGAUGGCAUGACCAAUGGAAAGGGAGCUGAUUUGGGUGAAAGGAAGAUAAUGAAGCUUAAGAUUGGUGGUGUGAGUCGUCUGGCUCAUGCUAAUGGUUCACCUCGAAAGUCUUCUAAACCGGUGAAUGCUGCUUCUUACAACCAUUUGGUGGAGGAAAGUUCAGAAGAUUGUAAUUCCCCUCUAGAUAAGAAGGCUGAUCUCGAGGGCGCUGCUGAGAAAGACGAAUCCAUGACAGGGAGGAGAAAACAAGGGGAACCAGGUGGCUCGGUUCGCAAAAGCAAACGAGCUCUUAAGAAGCAGGUUUCUGAUAGCGAUGAUGACAGUGAUCGUGAGAUCCGAUAUCUGGAAAGCCUCAAGUAUAAGAAUGUCGCUGUGAGUAAUGAAGGGACUGACUCGGGGAGGAGACAAUUGAAGCCAUCUGGUGGGGUUACAAUUGGGGAAAAUUCUGCAUCUGAAAAGGCUUCUGGCGACUUGGAUGCGGAGGAACUUGAACCGGUGCCUGAUGGAAUAGAGAUUGGCAAUGAGACUAAGAGGGAAUCGACUAUGACUAGUCGCCAGCGAGCCCUUGCUUCUGCAUCUGGCAAAUCAACCGCAAUUGAAUUUCCAGAUGGAUUGCCUCCUACAACUAGAAAGAAAAGGGAGAAUCUUUCAGAAAUGGAGCAGCAAGUGAAGAAGGCAGAAGCUGCUCAAAGGCGAAAAGUGCAGGUUGAGAAGGCUGCAAGGGAGUCUGAGGCAGAGGCCAUCAGAAAAAUUCUAGGCCAAGACUCGAGCAGGAAGAAGCGUGAAGACAAAAUUAAAAAGCGACUUGAUGAAAUUGCUCAGGAGAAAGCUGCGCAUGAGGAAAGGGUCUCCACAAGCUUCAUCAGAACAAUCAUGGGUCCUAAUGGAACCACUGUUUCAUUUCCCAUUGACAAAGUGCCUAGCCUGUUUGAUCAAAAGCCAUCUGAGUAUCCUCCUCCGCGAGAAAAUUGUGCAGGACCAUCAUGCACCAAUCCAUACAGGUAUCGUGAUUCAAAGACUAAGGUUCCUCUGUGCAGCCUCAAAUGCUACAAGGCUGUUCAGGAGCAGCAGCAGCAGCAGACCUCUGAACCAGCUACAGAGCAGCAGCAGCAGACCUCUGAACCAGCAACAGACGGCACCCCACCGGUUUAGAUUGUGAUUGAUUUUCUGGAUAUAAAAGGACAAGAACUUAGAGCGUUAUGAUUGUUGCAAUGAGGAGGUUCUUGGCUUCCUCAUUUUAUUGAACUACAGAAAGACAUGGUUUUCUUAUUUUUAUACUUUGCUUCAGACU
This is a messenger RNA of Raphanus sativus (radish), 2001 nucleotides long. RefSeq names its product adoMet-dependent rRNA methyltransferase SPB1-like. Gene Ontology annotation, cellular component: Ino80 complex. The transcript has 7 exons. Gene Ontology annotation, biological process: chromatin remodeling. NCBI's taxonomy places the organism in Eukaryota, Viridiplantae, Streptophyta, Magnoliopsida, Brassicales, Brassicaceae. The record is from RefSeq and is a predicted model, not a curated record. Bases 432 to 1862 code for a protein of 476 amino acids.